Messenger RNA from Rhodamnia argentea, 1412 nucleotides. RefSeq lists its product as uncharacterized. The record is from RefSeq and is a predicted model, not a curated record. The transcript is spliced from 8 exons. Lineage: Eukaryota; Viridiplantae; Streptophyta; Magnoliopsida; Myrtales; Myrtaceae. The coding region runs from base 214 to 1242 and encodes 342 amino acids.
UCGAGUAUCUCGAUCUUUCUUAAAUUCGGCGACCUUCUCUCUCUCUAAUCUCUCUUUCUAAACUUCGAGUCGGUGAUUUCACGCUGUGGCUUGCGAUUCUUCUGCAAUUGGGCGAAAUUUCCCGUAUCGAAGCAUCUGAAAGGCGUUAGGGUUUCUCAAUCCACUACACAACUCCCUGUCCUGAAGCAGAAGAAGGGGUCUAGCACUUGCAAGAUGCAGGGUAACAGAGGUGGUAGAAAUCCUUUUUUUGAAUUUGGUGACCCUUUUGCUGAUUUUGGAAGCUUCGGUGGUCAGAGAAGUUUAGUUUCUAGCUUCUUUGGAGGAAGAGACCCAUUUGAUGACCCUUUCUUUACACAACCAUUUGGGGGGGGCCUGUUUGACUCGAGCAUAUUUCGUCCAACUGCAAGUCCUUUCAUGAGUAUGCCUCCUUUCAUGAACAUGCAUCCAUCUGCUUUGAUGGAGCAUCAUCCUCCAGAACCGAGAAUGUCAAGAGGACCCAUUAUUGAAGAAGUGAACUCUGAUGAUGACAAGGAAGAAGCGGACAAUGAGAAGAAGGAGAACCCAAGAAAGCAUGGGAGGUCAAGUGAGAUGCCUCGUGUUGAGGGUCCUGAUGAUGAAGUGGCAGAGAGGACAAGCAAGCAGCUGCAUUAUUGGAAUGGCUCCAGAGAGAGGCCAUCUGAGAGACAGAUGCAGCCACAGAAUCACAGUUUCGCCUUUCAGAGCUCUACUGUCACUUAUGGUGGUGCAAAUGGUGCAUAUCAUACAUCAUCCAUGACUAGAAGGACGGGCAGUGAUGGGGUAACAUUUGAGGAUAGGAAAGAAGCUGAUAGUGCAACUAGGCAAGCCACUCAUAGAGUUUCCAGGGGACUCCAUAAUAAGGGCCAUUCACUUACCAGGAAGCUUACUCCUGAUGGUAAGGUGAAUACCAUGCAGACUCUGCACAACCUAAAUGAAGUUGAGCUGCCUCAAUUUGAACAAGCCUGGAAGGGAAGUGCUAGACAGCAUUUGCCUGGUUGGAGUGAGCAUUUCGAUGGUCAUGUUGGACGAGGAGGAGUUGGUCAGAUUGGACCCUCAAGUCAUGGAGGAUGGGCGCUUCCGUCCACUCAGCAAUCGUUGCCCACGCAGAGGGUGACAUCUGAUAGGAGGGAACGAGCAGAGUCUUCUCAGAGGCAAAAUGCUGGAAGAAUGAAAGCAAAUGCCAGCGAAAAGGCCGGCCUCUCCCAUGGAAAACCGAGAGGAUAAGGAGAUUGAAUCGUUUUCGUUUGUUGUGGCCCUCCUUUACCCUUGCCACGUAGAUUCGCAUAUUUUGGACUUGCCGAAUAGAAAUUCGCAUAAGGCAGAGAUCAUUUACCUUUUUCUCAUAAUGCUUAAUGGUAAUACGUGUAUGAUUCGAUAGGCGUGGUUGUAAUGCC